This is a messenger RNA of Pistacia vera, 720 nucleotides long. Its product is annotated as bidirectional sugar transporter SWEET6b-like. The coding region runs from base 1 to 720 and encodes 239 amino acids. Lineage: Eukaryota; Viridiplantae; Streptophyta; Magnoliopsida; Sapindales; Anacardiaceae. Gene Ontology annotation, molecular function: sugar transmembrane transporter activity. The transcript is spliced from 7 exons. Gene Ontology annotation, biological process: carbohydrate transport. Gene Ontology annotation, cellular component: membrane. The record is from RefSeq and is a predicted model, not a curated record.
AUGGUUAGCGCCGAAGCUGCUCGCAAUAUUGUUGGCAUCAUCGGGAAUGUCAUCUCCUUUGGUCUCUUCCUAUCGCCUAUUUCCAACUUUUGGCGUAUAAUUAAGAGGAAAUCGGUGGAGGAGUUCCAGCCAUAUGCAUAUAUUGCAACAUGUAUGAAUUGCAUGUUUUGGAUUCUAUAUGGUCUUCCAGUUGUUCAUCCUGAUAGCACUUUGGUCAUCACCAUCAACGCUAUUGGCCUGGUAAUGGAGUUGAUAUAUUUAUCAAUAUUCUGUUACUAUGAUCAUCAGAACAAAGGAAGGAAGAAGGUUGCGAUUGGACUUUCAGGGGAAGUGGUUUUCGUGGCAGUGGUUGCUAUAAUUACAAUGGUGGCAUUUCACACCCAUAACAGCAGGUCAUUCUUUGUGGGAGUUAUAUGCGAUGUCUUCAACAUUAUCAUGUAUGCUUCACCUCUUACCAUUGUGAAAAAAGUUAUAACCACAGGGAGUGUAGAGUACAUGCCAUUCUAUCUCUCACUCGCAGGUUUCACAAACGGUUGCAUCUGGACCGCUUAUGCUCUCAUCAAGUUGGACUAUUUCAUUCUGAUAAGCAACGGUCUUGGAUCUCUUUUCGGUCUUGUACAACUCAUAAUAUAUGGAAUAUACUAUAGAUCAACCCCCAAAAAAGGUCAAGAUAUUGUAAAGCCAACUGAGGUUCAACUAUCUGCUGCAUCCACGGCCUAA